AUGAAUAAAUAUGAAGUUGUGACGGCGGUUGGUGAGGGGGCCUAUGGGGUCGUUCUGAAAUGCAGAAAUAAGGAUACGGGGGACAUUGUGGCCAUAAAAAAGUUCAAGGAGUCUGAAGAUGAUGAUGUAGUGAAGAAGACGACGCUGCGUGAAGUGAGGAUACUACGCAUGUUGCGCCACGAGAAUAUCGUCCAGCUUAGAGAAGCCUUUAGACGGAAAAGUAAGUUGUAUCUUGUUUUUGAGUUCGUCGACAAGAACUUACUGGAACUCUUAGACAUCUAUCCUCAAGGCCUGGAAGCUGAGACAGUCCGCUACUGUGUGUGGCAACUAUCGCGCGCCAUGCAAUUCUGUCAUCGUCAUGAUGUCAUUCAUCGGGAUAUAAAACCAGAGAAUUUACUCAUAAACAUGCACGACAAAUCACUGAAACUAUGCGACUUUGGUUUUGCCCGUAGGCUGCCCUCGCUCACUCUACACCCUUCCGAUGGGGCCAACGGGGCCCUCACGGACUACGUAGCGACGCGCUGGUACAGGGCUCCAGAACUUCUCCUGGGCAGCACUACAUACGGUAAGGAAGUGGACAUUUGGUCUAUCGGAUGUAUCAUGGGAGAGAUUGUUGAUGGUCAACCGCUGUUCCCAGGGGAGAGCGAGAUCGAUCAACUCUUCGUCAUCCAGCUGGUACUGGGCCCGCUGACCCCGAAACAGAUGGAGAUAUUUCUGCGGAACCCGAGACCGGAGUCGAUCGAGAAGCGGUAUCUCGGCAAGUUGUCGAAGCGUGCGAUGAACUUCAUGAAAGCAGUGUUGGUCCUGGACGAGUCGCAACGGCUGACGGCGGAGGGCUGUGUGACACACAACUAUUUCGAGGGUCUGGUGUCACCAUCUGGUGUAACAGCAGAAGAGGUGGCCCCUCAGUAUCAGCAACCGACGCCUAGUCGAGGGAAAUACGCCGAUAAUGGUCCCCAGCAAAGAGCACAUGCUUCUCGUGUUGAUGACCACAGCCCCUACCAGCAGAGAUACAAUACCAAGCAGUCUCAACAGGAAGUCAACUGGAUCUCGAGGGGGUCCACCGAAAGGACCAAAUUAUAG
This is a messenger RNA of Perkinsus marinus ATCC 50983, 1083 nucleotides long. Its product is annotated as serine/threonine-protein kinase 9/CDKl5, putative. The transcript is spliced from 11 exons. NCBI's taxonomy places the organism in Eukaryota, Perkinsozoa, Perkinsida, Perkinsidae. Gene Ontology annotation, biological process: protein phosphorylation. The record is from RefSeq and is a predicted model, not a curated record. The coding region runs from base 1 to 1083 and encodes 360 amino acids. Gene Ontology annotation, molecular function: protein kinase activity; ATP binding. Gene Ontology annotation, cellular component: nucleus.